Alternaria viburni is the source of this 1980-nucleotide messenger RNA. RefSeq lists its product as uncharacterized. The transcript has 4 exons. Gene Ontology annotation, cellular component: CORVET complex; fungal-type vacuole. The coding region runs from base 1 to 1980 and encodes 659 amino acids. The record is from RefSeq and is a predicted model, not a curated record. Gene Ontology annotation, biological process: intracellular protein transport; vesicle-mediated transport. NCBI's taxonomy places the organism in Eukaryota, Fungi, Ascomycota, Dothideomycetes, Pleosporales, Pleosporaceae.
AUGGCGCCCAUCACACCUCUCAAUGCGGCGGAUAUAACUGAAAAAGCGCGCCGGGAGCUGCUGCUCCUGCUCGAGGGUAUCAGAGGAAAGAAGAACCUCGUGCUAGAGAAAGCUCUCGCAGGCCCGCUCAACCUGCUCGUCAAGUUCUCCACGCUCCAGGAAUAUGGCGUCGACAAGCCCUUCUUCCUUGAGAACGACAAUGUCGACUCUUCUCAGCGCAACAUCGUCUUCCUGGUUAGAGGCGAGAAAGCAAAGACUGUGAUGGCUGUUGCUGAUCAAAUCAAACGUAUUCGGCGAGACAGCCAAAUUGAACAUGAAUUCUCCAUCUUCUGGGUCCCGCGCCGUACUAUGACCUCCGACCAAUUACUCGAAGAGGCGGGUGUCUUGGGUGAAGCGAGCGUGAGCGAAUGGCCGCUGUUCUUCGUGCCGCUUGCAGAUGAUGUGCUAUCGCUUGAACUUGAAGAUGCUGUGUCAGAUCUUUAUCUCAAGAAAGAUCCUACCGCAAUCUACUUGUCAGCCAAAGCGCUCAUGCUUCAGCAGCAGAAGUAUGGUCUCUUCCCGCGCAUCAUCGGCAAAGGUGACAAUAGCAAGCGACUUGCCGACCUACUCAUCCGUAUGCGUACCGAAGUCACGGCCGGUGAGACCUCUGCCGGCGGUGGACCGUCGUUCUUGGGCUUAGCACCUAGUUCCAAUAUCGACAGUCUGAUCAUCAUUGACCGAGAAGUCGACUUUCCCACAGCGCUACUGACUCAGUUGACAUAUGAGGGACUCAUCGACGAAGUCUUCAACAUCACCGCCAACCAGACCGAAGUCGACUCUUCCAUAGCUGGUGGUGCACAGCCUCAGCAAGGUCAGACCGGAUCAGCAUCGACAAGUAUGAAGCGCAAGAUCAUGAUUGAUUCGAAAGACGCUCUAUACGCCGAUCUAGGUGAUGCGAACUUUGCUAUCGUCGGUAACUUGCUCAACCAAGCAGCUCGUCGUCUGCAGAGCAGCACAGGACGCGACCAGCUUGCCACAAAGACGACUACAGAGCUUCGUGACUUUGUCGCCAAGUUGCCCGGUUACCAGGCCGAGCAAGCCAGCUUGAAGCUACACACCAGUCUGGCUGAGGAAAUUAUCAAAUUCACGCGCACCGACAUCUUUACGCGGAGUUUGGAAGUGCAGCAGAAUAUCAUGUCUGGCGCCGACCCAACAACACAACACGACCUCAUCAAUGAGCUCAUCAACCGUGAUGUACCGCUACCCGCCAUCCUUCGCUUGCUCUGCCUAGAGUCCACCACCAACGCCGGCAUCCGUCCGAAGGAUCUCGAGGCCUUCAAGCGCGCCAUCAUCCAAGCAUACGGCCCGCAACACAUCCUGACCCUCGCCUCCCUCGAGAAGAUGGGUCUACUAGGCCCACGAGGCGGCGUAAGUCUCGGUGGCGUAGGCGCGCCGGCCAAACCCGGCAGCGUAACAAACUACACGCCCCUGCGCAAGAGUCUCAAGCUCUGGGACGACGACGUCAACGAAGCAAGCCCCAACGACAUCAGUUACACCUUCUCCGGCUACGCGCCUCUCAGCGUCCGCAUCAUCCAAUCCAUCAUUCAGAAACACACGCUCGCCAACGCCAUCAAACCCCCCUCCGAUCCCCGCGCAAGCGCCCAAGCCAACCCCCUCGCCCAAGGCCUCCGCAUCUUCGACGACGCUAGCAAAUACAUCCGCGGCGCCACGUUGGAUGAGACGCAAAAGGGCGAGGAGAAGGCCGUCAAGGCGCGGCAGCUGUUGAAUGGGAGUGCAGGUGAGAAGAACAAGACUAUUGUUGUUUUCUUCCUGGGAGGUGUUACGAGGGCUGAGAUUGCGGCGCUGAGGUUUGUGGGCGAGAAGUUGAAGGAGAGCGGUGGAGAGGGGAGGGGCAGCAGGAUUGUGGUUUGUGCGACGAAUGUGGUCAAGGGAGAGGGGUUGGUGGGGAGUGCGAUUGAGAAGCAGAGGUUUAAGGCUUGA